AUGAAAUAUUCGUUAUUUCUUCUGUUUACAUUGUUAAGUGAAGCGAAUGUUAUAGAACGAAUCCUAAUAACAACGACGACAACAAUAACACCACUAAUAUUCGAUCUUAAUAUAAAUUCUUCUUUUGAACAAAUUCUUGAUACAAAUUCUUCAUUAACCAUAAUAUUACAAAGUCAAGAAUCAAAUAUAUCUCGAAAAGAAUUUCAUUAUGGAGCACAAUGUGACGCAAAUUGGAUAUUUAUUGAUAAAGAAACUAUUCGUGUAGUAUUUUCUCUAUUUUCAUUAGCGACAGUAACACAUGAAAAGAAAUUUUCCAAUACCACUGAUAAUAAAAUAAAUAGAUUUCCAAUGAUGUUAUCCCUGACAACACGUACAUUCCAAUCAAUUUAUUCAUUAAAAUUUUUUCGUUUUACUGUACAAGAAUAUAAAACAAACACAACAGUUCUCCCAAUGAAACAAUUAAUUUUAGAAAGUACAGCAUCAGGAAAUGAUAAAUAUUUUUCAAAUUCAUUAUUAUUACUGCGAUUAAAUCCAAAAGAAAAAUAUGUUAUAUGUAUAUUUUAUUAUCAACUAAAUGUAUCAACACAAAUGCCAGAUUUAUUCAUGUGUCUAAAUAUAAUGCAUGAUCAUUUAAAUGAUUCAGCACAUGGUCUUAUAUUUGUUUUAACACAAUAUUCAAUUAUUCUUGGUUUACUUAUUGUUUUACAAGUUUUAUUUAUUGUACGAAAACGUCGUUUAGCUCAUAUUGUUCAUCAACAUUUAAUUAAUACAACACAAAGACUUCGUUCGACCCUUUCAUCAGUUAGUCUUGUACGACAAUCAAUGAAUCUAAUGGAUACAAUAAUUGAACAAAAAACUACAAGAAUGAAUGGUCAUGUAAAUCAAGAAAUGAAUAAACUUAAAAAACAUAUUAUACCAUCAUCAGCUAUUGUUAUUAGUGAACCAACAAUUGAAUCAAAUAACAUCGAGAAUAGUUCGAAUGAAAACGAACCAUUUCUUAAAUUAACAACUGAAAAAACUCAUGUUCAUUUUUUACUUGGUUUAAACGACGAAUCUGAUGAUAAUAAUGGUGGUGAUGAUGAUGAUGAUGAUGAUGAUAAGGGUUAUGAAAAAAUUCCAAAUAAUAAAACAUUUAUACCACUAAUAAUGCCAACACUUAUGGAACCUUAUGAUGAUCAAUCCGAUGCUUUGUCAUCCAUUGCUCAUAUACUCGAUACAAAUAAACCUUGGUCGAAACCAUCAUAA
Molecule: messenger RNA, 1245 nt
Organism: Rotaria sp. Silwood1
Lineage: Eukaryota; Metazoa; Rotifera; Eurotatoria; Philodinida; Philodinidae
Source: the annotation of a GenBank genome assembly